AGUUUUCCUUUUCCCAGCCUGGGGCUGUGAGCUCAGUGCUGAUCUUGGAGUGAUGGGAAGAGGUGCUGGAGGGACUGACACUGGAGCACAAUGACCAGGACAAGCUGGAGAUAAUAACCUUCCUGGAUUAGCCUGCUCUGCAAUAUAUGGAUACCAGUGAGGAUCUUGUUUGACAUCUUUCUUUAUGGUUUAACUGGGGAAGAGUGAGCAAAAUGAUUGGAACACAGAUUGAAGCAAAAGAAGCCUGUGACUGGCUACGAGCAGCUGGAUUUCCUCAAUAUGCACAAUUAUAUGAAGAUUUACUGUUCCCCAUUGACAUAGAUCUUGUGAAGUACGAUCAUGAAUUCCUUGAUCAAGAUUCAAUGCAAUCACUGCUCAGGCGUCUGAACACCUUGAACAAAUGUGCAAGUUUGAAAGUGGAAAUAAUUAAUCAUGCCAAACAAGUACCGAGUGAUGAGUCCGAAGAUGAUGAACCCUGUGCCAUUAGCAGUAAAUGGUCUUAUCAGAGGCAAAGCAAACGCUGGUCCCGUCUGGAAGAUCUUGACUUUUCUUCAUGUGAACAAACAUCGUCCCUUUCUGUACGAAUAGAAAAGAUCCCAGUAGUGGAUGCUUUGAAUCGAGGAGAAAGAAAUGAUGCAUCCUCAAUGUACAGCUCCAGCAGUGGUGAGAGUGGCUGCUUUUCUAAAACAUAUGAAGAUCUAUCAACAAGCAGAUCCUCUUCUAGAGCUUCAUCCAUAAAACAUAUUCCUCCAGAUUCAGCUUUUAGUGGCCCUCCUUCCACUGAGAUGCUAAAUAUCACAACUGAGAAGUUGGUUGAUAAGCCUCCUGGCAAGAAAGAUAGUCUGCUCAGGAAAAUGGAGAAGUUUCGGCUUAGAAGCUCUGUUGUAAAAAGAACUCCACAUCCGAAGGUAAAACCUAUCAUUAGUAGCCCAGUUCUUCUUGAUGAUCUUGAUAACGAGAAAUUGCGCAGUCUUAACUGUGUAAAUAUUUCAGACUUUACGGAAUCACAAAGAGAAACUACUUUUUCUAGCUCUCUCCAAACAUGUAACAGUAGUAGUCCAUCUGAAAACAGCAGCACCAUGAGUACCCCAAGUCCAAUUAUUAGAGUCAGAAGUCAUAUGAAGAAAUGGGGAGUAGAUGAAGAAUAUGUUGAAGCCUCCAAUCCUACUUUGUGGAAUGGAAAUUCUGAGCAAAAGCUGAAAAAUGAAAGAAAUUUGCAUGAAUGUCAAAUAUUUCACACACCACAAGGCCAUAGGCUUGGGACAUUUCCUAAAACUAUUACUGCAAACAGCAUUCUAUCGACCAAAGAGACUUCUGUAAAUAGGAGAACUGGAAGCAUCCAUGGCUUCAACAGUACCAGGAUUAGAGCUAAUGGUGUCAAAGACACUGAAGCUCCACUCGUAUCACUUGUCAAUAGACUAAGUAUUUAUGAUAAUGUGCCCAAUGUUUCCUUCCAGAUUGAUGAAAUUUGCUCACCUGAUGAGGUUUUUUCAGAACUAGAUAAUGUUAUUGAGGAUGUCAACGGACUCAGCAAACUGGUCAGUUCUUGGUCUGAAAAGAUGUCAGAGGAUGGGGGCUCUGAUUUUUUCGACUCUAUGUCAUCAUGCCCAUCCUCUCCUAAAACUGGUCAUUCCCAAGUGAAGGAAAACUUUUCAGACUAUUCAGACCUCAACAUUUCUAAACUGCAUACAGACUGUGAAUAUCCAGAUCUGCCAUAUAUAACAAUUUCAGAAAUUCAAACUCCCCUAAUCAACUGUAGCAGAGAAAGUCCAGAGCCUGAAAAUGUUUCCAUGCAAGUUGAAAGACAGUCAGCAGCUCACUUGAACAGGAUCCAGAAACUGUCUUUGUUAAAGCUCACAGCGCUGAUGGAUAAGUAUUCCCCUCCCAACAAACAAGGCUGGAACUGGAAUGUUCCAAAGUUUAUUCGUAAAAUUAGGGUUCCAGACUACAAAGAUAAAAAUGUGUUUGGUGUUCCACUUAUUCUAAAUGUGCAGAGGACAGGCUAUCCUAUUCCUAAAAGCAUCCUCCAGGCUAUGGAAUAUUUGCAGAUCCAUUGCGUUGAUCAGGUUGGCCUUUUUCGAAAGUCUGGUGUAAAGUCUAGAAUCCUGGCUCUACGAGAGAUGAAUGAAUUAAACUGUAACUUUGUGAAUUAUGAAGGCCAAUUUGCAUUCGAUGUAGCAGACAUGGUGAAGCAGUAUUUCCGUGAUUUACCUGAACCUAUAUUUACCAACAAGUUGUAUGAAUCUUUCCUGCACAUUUAUCAGUAUGUGCCAAAGGAUCAACAAAUGUUUGCAGCUCAGGCUGCUGUAAUGCUACUUCCAGAUGAAAAUCGUGAAGCCCUUAAGAUGCUUCUGUACUUCCUAAGAGAUGUGGUUGCUUGUGCAAGUGAAAACCAGAUGACCCAAACAAAUAUUGCUGUGUGUCUCGCUCCAAGUUUAUUUCAUUUAAACUCCCUCCGAAGAGAGAGCACUUCUUCAAACAGGUCAAGUCAGAGGAAAUACAGUACUGGAAAACCAGACCAGAAAGACUUAAGUGAAAACUUGGCAGCAACUCAAGGCUUAGCUCACAUGAUUGCAGAGUGCAGGAGGCUAUUUCAGGUACCGGACUACUGCCAUGACUUCUGUCUAAGUAUUUGUCAGCCAAUGUCGGAACCUUUUAAAGUGACCAGAGACCCAUGCUCAAACUCAUUGGCAGCAUAUUGCAAUACUCUCAAAUCCUUGGAGAACUCUAUGCAGGAUCUUCUGAGAGACGCAAAGGACAAAUUCCGUAGCUGGGUGGCAUGUGCAGGAUUUGAAAAUGUUGAACUAGCUUACAAAAAGGUGGAAAGUAAUGACUAUCCAAUCAGGGUAUGGAAAGUGUCUAUUGAACUUAAUGCAGCACCAUACGUGGCCUUACAAUAUAUUUUGAGAGAACAGCAUACAUGGGAUUCAAGUUUACAGCAGUCCAAAAUCUUAGAUACUCUGGAUGAAGAUACAGAAAUCUACCACUACUCCAUAGAGAGCAUGUCUCCAAUACCAUGCAAGGAAUAUGUCAUUUUAAGGACAUGGAGAACUGACCCUAAAAGUGGCACUUGUAUUUUGGCAGCAACUUCAGUUGAAUGUGAGGAUGUUGAGAUCACUGGGAUCCUGGGACAUGUCGUUUUGUGUGAGCACCUAAUAGAAAACAUCGGCACUCAGAAGUGUAAAGUAACCUAUGUCUGUAGGACAGACACAAGGGGUCGUACAAGUGAGUGGUACAAUAAAGUUUUUGGUCACAUGUGUGCCACUGAGAUCCAGCGAAUAAAAAACUCCUUUGACAAGAAAUAAGCAAUGAAGACAUGGACAGAGAAGCCAUAUGGAUGAUGAUUCCUGGCCACUUUGAAGCAAAAUGAAUGUGACCAGAAAAGCCAAUGCAAUCUGAGGAACUGUUUCAAUAGUUUUUGCAUGUAGUUUUUUUUUUGUAUUAUGUAGAAAAGGUACUUGAAUUUGUUUUAAUUUCAUAAUACAUAAAUAUAGAUUUUAUUUAUGUACAAAUUAUAUAUUAUGACAAAAAUGUAUUAAAUUUAUUAUAAAUAUAUAUAAAAGACAUUUUGUAGAAACAUUUUUUGAGGUAAAGCACAUGGUUCCUUAGUUCUCUUUAACCCCCUCCCACUGACAGUGCGCAUAUAUGUGGCCUGACUGAAGUAGGUAUUUUUUCCGUGGGGUCGUAUUUAUGUGUAUCUGUCUUUGUGCUGGCAGUGCACCGCACAGCGUGCUCCCAGCACAGAAACCAGGCUCUCACCAGGAGCCC
This is a messenger RNA of Rana temporaria (common frog), 3768 nucleotides long. RefSeq names its product rho GTPase-activating protein 7-like. Gene Ontology annotation, molecular function: GTPase activator activity; protein binding; lipid binding. NCBI's taxonomy places the organism in Eukaryota, Metazoa, Chordata, Amphibia, Anura, Ranidae. Bases 213 to 3305 code for a protein of 1030 amino acids. The record is from RefSeq and is a predicted model, not a curated record. Gene Ontology annotation, biological process: regulation of Rho protein signal transduction; actin cytoskeleton organization; signal transduction. The transcript has 14 exons.